AGGGUAAAUCCCAUUGGAAAUGGGAAACUUGAGCAACAUCCAUGUUCUAAACUUGUCUCAUAACAAUUUAUUCGGAUCAAUCCCAUCAACGUUCUCACAACUAAAGCAGAUAGAAAGUUUGGAUCUCUCUUACAAUAGAUUGAAUGGAAAGAUCCCUUCUCAACUGAUUGAAUUGGACAAGUUGGAAGUCUUUAGUGUGGCAUACAACAACUUAUCAGGUGCGACCCCAGAUCGAAAAGCUCAGUUCGCAACUUUUGAAGAAAGUAGCUAUGAGGGAAAUCUCUUUCUCUGCGGACUUCCCUUGCGAACCAACUGCAAUAAAACUGUACCAACAUCAACAAUGUCAAAAGGUCUGGAAAGAAAGAUUGAAGAUGGUGGUUUCAUAGAUAUGGAGGUUUUCUAUGUCAGCUUUCUAGUCUCAUAUAUUAUUGCGUUGUUGGGGAUUGUUGCAAUUUUAUUCAUAAAUCCUCAUUGGCGACAAGCUUGGUUUCACCUCGUUGAAGUGUGCAUGACCUCUUGGUACUACUUCUUUUUGGACAAUUUUAUUAAGUUUUCUUUUGCAACAAAAUUAUGUAAUCUCCUUGAUGAAGAUGCAAGUUCCUGA
Molecule: messenger RNA, 604 nt
Organism: Camellia sinensis
Lineage: Eukaryota; Viridiplantae; Streptophyta; Magnoliopsida; Ericales; Theaceae
Source: RefSeq, a predicted model, not a curated record